CAUUUUAGGUGAACAUCCUUGCCGCUGGGGUAAUGUGGAGUUUCUACAAAAAAUUUUACAAUAUUGGCUCUACUGCAGUAUUAUUACAGUAUUACAGUAUUAUUAUUGCUCCUACAAGUACGUUUGUUGCGGUUAAAGAGACUUUAACAAACACAAACAGUCAAUUGCCCUCCACACCAGCAGGGGCGCUACAAACCUGGGAGCCGUCGUACAAGCAGAAUCGUCCUCUACUCGCUGUCUCUGCUUUGUUUGUUCCGCACACGGCAGCAGGGUCGCACACACCCACUUUUACCCAGAGACUUUCAGCCUUGCGCAAACACACAUCUGGUGAAGUGUGUGCAGCUGUGUCCGCUCAGGCUACAAUGGCCAAGACCGGGGAUCUGAAAACGUUCCUAGAGUCUUCACUGAAUGAGAUUUUUAAAGCCACAGUGAGCGACAUCCUGGACUCAGUGGACCGGACCCUGUCCGAGUACCAGGGCACAAUACAAAGGAUCGAGUCUGAAAACGAGGGCCUGAAGCGGCUGCUUUUUUCACAGACGAGCACAGAGUUUGCACCUGGAGAUCUACAUGAAGAAGAGGCCAAUGAAAACUUUUCAGCUGCAGAAUGGGGGAGUCAUCCCAAUGGUAUGUUCAAGGUGUCCAUAUACAGCAGUGACAAGAAGAGCGUCAAGAGGAAGAGCAAAGAAAAGAUGGGGGGGGGUUUGCCACCUUCAACCCUUUUUCUGCAGACUAACCACACAGUACAGCAUCUGUGCGUGAACUCAACAGGUAUGGAAACUGGGAUAUCCAUAAAGUCAGAUUUGGAUGAAAGCCAGGCUAUUGAUCUCUCUCAGGCGUCAGCGCUUCUGAAUUUGACAUUGAAGCCAAUUAAAAAUGAGAGCACAGAGGUCAGGUGUGACAGUCAUGACGAAUACGCACAUCAGCAGCCAUCCCCGGGGCCCAGGCAUGACUGCGGUGGUGAUGAAGGCGAUGUUAAAGUCACCAUUGUUUCAGAUCAAUACAUGCAGGACGGUCAGUUCAUAAAGACAGAGGAAGAGGAGCAGAACGGGGACAGUUUCCCCCAGCGUGAACUGAGGUAUGCAUCAAAAAAUUACCCAGAAGCAGAGGAGGAUUCAGCGGCAGGGAGGAGGCAUGUGUCUGAGCCAGAAGCAGUGACGCCUAAAGGAGACAAUUUACCUGCUGUUCCUGUAGAGGAGUUUUUAGAAGUUUGUGACAACUUUUUGCGUUGUCCCACCUGUCCCAAAACGUUUAGUCGAGCGACCUCGCUCAACAUCCACAUCAAGACCCACAGCGGCGAGAAGGCUCACAGCUGCAGCUACUGCGGAAAAUGCUUCAGCCGGGCCGACCUCCUCAAAGCCCACAAACGCACUCACACGGGAGAAAGACCCUACAGCUGCAAUCUGUGCAGUAAAACCUACGCCCACCCCAGCCAGCUCCGGAUACACAAACGCAUACACACCGGAGAGAAGCCAUAUUGUUGCUCGCACUGUGGGAAGCGCUUCAACGAGCACAACCAGCUGAAAGUCCACCUGCGGACCCACACCGGGGAGAGGCCAUACGGCUGCCAGGAGUGCGGCAAAACAUUCAGCAACGCGGGAAACCUGCGCAUCCACGAGCGGAUCCACACCGGUGAGAAGCCGUAUUGCUGCGCCCAGUGUGGUAAGAGGUUCAACGGCCUGGGUGACCUGAAAACACAUUACAGGAUCCACACUGGAGAGAGGCCGUACAGCUGCGAGCUGUGCAAAAAGACCUUCAGCCAGGCGGGCCACCUCACCAUCCACAUGCGGAUGCACACGGGGGAAAGACCGUACAGCUGCAACGAGUGCGGCAAGAAGUUUACAGUGGCCAGCAGCCUUAAACUGCACCAGAGGACUCACACAGGCGAGAAGGAGUACAGCUGCUCAUACUGCAGCAAGAGCUUCAGCAGGUCCGGUCACCUGAAGAGACAUGAGCUGGUCCACACCAAGGAGAAGGUCUUCCUCUGCAGUCAGUGCGGGAAGACCUACACUGACCAGUCCUCCCUGAAGAAGCACCUGAAGAUGCACGUAACAAAAGAGCAGGAGGCUCAGAUCAAAGGAGGCGCAUGUGGAGCUGAAAGGAACUCGGACCGACCCGCAGCCUCAGAGACACUUUCAGACACUCUUAGAAAUUAAAACUGUAGGAGGUGAGUCAUUUAAGAACUGACAAUGAGUACUGUUUGUGACUGUAGUCAAUGUGAUAAUGGUACACUUACAAGCUUUUUCAGGGCUUUUUAAGCCUACUUCUGCAGACGGCGUUUGAGUGUACUACAUGUAAAUGAGGUGCAUGAACUGUCACCUUUUAUAUCUCAGCUUAGGGGGAAUUCCAGUGAAAGGAUGUGAGACAGGACGCUGAGUAAGUAGCGGAUUUCUGACUUGAUCAGAAAGCAGAAAAAAAACUUGCAUUUACAUUAGCAACAGAGCCAGUUGUGACUACAGGUGCCAAAGUCGUCUAGAACCACUAAGCACAAACUCCUAAUGAAAAUGCUGUACUGCUAGUGUCUCAAAAAUUUUCCUUCUAUUUAAAAAAAAAAAAAUCCAGUUCAGGGCUGCAAGGGCGCUGGUCACGAGUCCAUCACUUGGCUUAUCAUAAUUAAAAAGCUUAAAAUGUAAUAGAAAAUAAAAACCAAACUAGCCGGCCUGCAGAUUUGAAAACAGCGCCCUCUCUAGGAUCAUAUAUGUUGACCAUAUAUGAAUGCUUAUAAAACAAUAAUAUUUCUACAUUGUCAUAAUAUGGUUGUAAUAAAGGAAAACUGUGCAUAUAAUAAUUUUAUAGUAUUUGUUACUGAUGCUCGUCACAUAAAUAUAAAGAUUUUAGAUGCGCUUUAAAAACUACAAACAUUCUUAGUGUCGUUGCACUGAGCACCGAGGGAUCUUCCAGGAUUAUCGAUCGUGUUUUCCGGAGAGCUGAUUGGUCAGUGGAGUUUGAUCUGACAGAUUAUUUCCUCUGGAGUUACCGUAGUGAUAUACCCCCAGUGAUAUACCCUGGUGAAAACUCAGGGUUAAUCCUGAAGUUACCUUAAUCAGCCA
Messenger RNA from Oreochromis niloticus (Nile tilapia), 3047 nucleotides. RefSeq names its product zinc finger protein 397. NCBI's taxonomy places the organism in Eukaryota, Metazoa, Chordata, Actinopteri, Cichliformes, Cichlidae. The coding region runs from base 33 to 2153 and encodes 706 amino acids. Gene Ontology annotation, biological process: regulation of transcription by RNA polymerase II. The transcript is spliced from 2 exons. The record is from RefSeq and is a predicted model, not a curated record. Gene Ontology annotation, molecular function: RNA polymerase II cis-regulatory region sequence-specific DNA binding; DNA-binding transcription factor activity.